AUGAGGGGCUUUCCGCUUCGACUGUCCCCUUGCAAAUCAGUGACUCAACACCGAACAACAACCUCAAAACUUGCCAAUAGAGCCAACCCCGGAUUCUCCACGAUCCCCCCAUUGAAAAUGCGUCUGCCCUACGCCCCCUCCGAACCCCCCGCAUCCGACCCCGACGCGGCCGACAUCUACGCCCGCAUUGCAGCCCGUCGCAACCCCCGCCCUCUCAUCCCGCUCGAUCUGUCCCUGCUGCACUCGCCCCCGGUCGCUGAUGGCUGGAACAGCUUCCUCGGUGCCAUCCGGACCCGCACCAUCAUUGACCAGGGACUCCUCGAACUCGCCGUCUGUCGCGUGGCGGUCUUGACUGGAGCAGUCUACGAAUGGAAUGCCCAUGCCCCGCUGGCAUUGAAGGGCGGAAUUCAAGCGCCAGAGUUGCAGGCCGUGCGGACUCUCCCCUCCACCGUGGUCGGAGAAGCUGCCGAGCUAUCGAAAGCCAAGGAGGCCCUGGCACAAAGCGCCUUGACUCCCCAGCAAAAGGCGAUCGUGCAGUAUGCGGAUGAAAUGACGCAGACGGUCAAGGUGCAGGAUGCGACCUUCGCGCAGUUGCAGACAGAGGGUUUCUCGGAUCGUGAGAUCGUCGAAUUGACGACCGGUAUUGCGGGAUAUAACUGCGUGAGCCGGGUGUUGGUUGCUUUGGACGUUGGGGAGAACAAUGCCAGGGAGAUGAAGAGCGUCGAUGAGUUGGUUGCGAACCUAUAG
This is a messenger RNA of Aspergillus bombycis, 747 nucleotides long. RefSeq names its product carboxymuconolactone decarboxylase family protein. The transcript has 2 exons. Gene Ontology annotation, molecular function: peroxiredoxin activity. The coding region runs from base 1 to 747 and encodes 248 amino acids. The record is from RefSeq and is a predicted model, not a curated record. Lineage: Eukaryota; Fungi; Ascomycota; Eurotiomycetes; Eurotiales; Aspergillaceae.